Molecule: messenger RNA, 6112 nt
Organism: Sphaerodactylus townsendi
Lineage: Eukaryota; Metazoa; Chordata; Lepidosauria; Squamata; Sphaerodactylidae
Gene: IQGAP2
Product: IQ motif containing GTPase activating protein 2
Exons: 36
Coding region: 712-5355 (1547 amino acids)
Biological process (GO): regulation of GTPase activity; regulation of actin cytoskeleton organization
Cellular component (GO): cytoplasm
Molecular function (GO): calmodulin binding; GTPase activator activity; actin filament binding
Source: RefSeq, a predicted model, not a curated record
CCUUGGUGAAUAACGGGGCUGAAGAGAAAGAGGAAACCGCGCCGAGGGUGGAGAAAGGAGUUGUGUUUGGCGGCUUCUCUCAGGAUAGAGCUAAGGCAGCGCGCGCAGCAACAGGCUGCCGCCUGGCCUGGGAGGGCGCUGCGUGCAACACAUCCAGGUAAAAAGGACGAGGCUCGGGAACAAAUCAGAGACCGGCGGGGAAAGGAUAAGGCAAGAGCCGCCCUCCGGUGCUUGCACUCAACUUCAUUUGCACUCCGAGAGCAAGGAGGAGAGAGGGGGGCGGCGCGCGCGCUGCAGUUCUCCGCUCCUGGCUACCAAGUUGGGUCCGCCGCUGCCGCAGCAGUUUGCAAGCGAUCGCCCAGCAGCCCGAAGCUUCCAGCCGCGGCUGGCGUCAACAUCCACCGCCGAGGGAGCCCCGGGCAGGGGGCUUGUGUUGCGGAAGAGGCAAGCGAGGCGAGAGCGCGGCAGGAAUCGGCAACUCCCCCUCGCCGCGCUUGUGUGUCUGGCUGGCGGCGCUCUUGGAGCAGCUGCGACGGCAGGACGCGGAAAGCUCUCGGCGUUAGUGGGACGCAGGAUUACUGGUCGAACAUUUUGUGAAGACCGCGGCUCCAGGCUCCGCCAGGAGAAUGCCUUCGAGGAGCCCUCACUUCGCCAGCCACCGAGAGCCCACCUGGCUCAAUUGUGGAUGAUGAACGGCUUUCAGCAGAAGAGAUGGAUGAAAGACGCCGUCAGAAUAUUGCCUAUGAGUACUUAUGUCACCUAGAAGAAGCGAAAAGGUGGAUAGAAGUCUGUUUAAAUGAAGAGCUGCCACCCACAACUGAAUUGGAGGAAGGAUUAAGAAAUGGUGUUUACCUUGCCAAAUUAGCAAAGUUUUUUGCACCAAAGUUGGUCUCAGACAAGAAGAUCUAUGAUGUGGAGCAAACACGUUAUAAGCGAUCAGGUCUUCAUUUCCGACACACAGAUAAUACAGUGCAGUGGCUACGAGCAAUGGAAUCCAUUGGAUUACCUAAAAUCUUUUAUCCAGAAACCACAGAUGUCUAUGAUAGAAAGAACAUACCUCGGAUGAUAUAUUGCAUACAUGCACUAAGUCUGUAUUUGUUUAAACUGGGAAUUGCUCCUCAAAUCCAGGAUUUGCUGGGGAAAGUUGACUUUACAGAGGAAGAAAUCAGUAACAUGCGGAAGGAACUGGAGAAGUAUGGCAUACAGAUGCCCUCUUUUAGUAAAAUUGGAGGGAUCCUUGCUAGUGAACUUUCUGUGGAUGAAGCUGCAUUGCAUGCUGCAGUAAUUGCAAUUAAUGAAGCCAUUGAAAAGGGAGUUGCAAAUCAAACUAUCAUAACUUUGAAAAAUCCCAAUGCCAUGUUGGUCAGUGUGGAAGAAGAUCUUGCCAAUGCAUAUCAAAAGGAACUUUCUGAAGCUAAAAAGAGAAAAGAAGAGAAUUCAAGACUUAAGAAUGGUUCAAUUUUGGAGGAAGAAAGAGAUGUAUACGAAGAGUUGCUGACACAAGCUGAGAUUCAAGGAAACAUCAAUAAGGUCAACAAACUUAUAGCAGUUGAUCACAUCAAUACUGCUAUUCGUAACUGCGACCCUAAUAAAACAAUUGCUGCUCUUAUGAAACCUGAGGCCCAGCUGCCAGAAGUUUACCCAUCUGCUGCUACUGUGUACCAGACAGAGCUCUUCAAUCUACAACAACAGAAUGCUGUGAACUACCUGGCUCAUGAUGAACUUUCUAUUGCGGUGGAGAUGCUAUCAGCUGUGGUACUACUUAACCAAUCUUUGGAAAGCAAGAAUGUUGCAGCGACAAAAACUCACCUCAGCAAUCCAGCCAUUGGGUUUAAUAACCUGGAAGAAGAGCAUUUACAACGCUAUGCUGAUACUCUGAUGACUAUGAAGUUAGAAGCUUCAUCUCAAGGACAAGAAUAUUUAAGCUGGAAUGAUAUCCAAAACUGCAUCGACAUGGUUAAUAUGCAAAUACAAGAGGAAAAUGACAGGACUGUAGCAGUUGGUCUCAUUAAUGAAGCCAUUGAUCAUGGAGAUCCUACAAAAACACUAGAAGCACUAUUGCUACCUGCAGUGAAGCUCCAAAAUGUGAGAACAGCAAAUGCUUGGCAUUACCAAGAUGUACUCAAGAAUGCAAAAACACUCAAAUGUCAGGAAUCUCAGGAUGAUUCAUCACUCCUGGGCCUUGAUGAAAUACAAAAAGAAAUUGAUAAUUCCAACAGGAACUUGGAAGAUGCCUCAAAAUUGGCCACUGGCACUACAAUGAUAAACCAGUGUUUGGAAAAUGGAGAUUCUGCACAGAUUGUAGCCAUAUUACAGUCUCCUAACUUCAAUUUAAGAGCUGUCCCAGAGUGUGCUGAAAUCUACUACAAUAGACUACUGGAAGACAAGAGCCUGAAACCCAAAGAUCCCGAUGAAGGCCCAUGGAUCAAAUCUUCAAUACAAGGCGUGUAUGAUUAUUACUUUAAUGUGGAAACAGGAGAGGAUACAUGCGUUGCCCCUGAAGGAAUUGUGCCAAAAACGUCUUGGCUGACCGAUGAAGAGAUCCAGAAUAUUGUUAGCCAGAUUACAUCUGAUUACAACAGAGAACAGCUGUGGUUUGCAAAUGAGGACCUGAUCAUUCAACUGCAAGCUCAAGCAAGGGGAUUCCUAGUAAGGAAAAAAUAUAAGGAAAGAAAGGAAUACAUUCAAAGCCAGGAGCCAUCUGUGAUAAAAAUACAGGCAUCCUGGAAAGGAUAUAAGCAAAGGAAAGCCUACUCUGAAAGACUUGAGGUGCUUCAAAAGAAUGUUGCCUCUAUCAUCAAGAUUCAGUCAUGGGUCAAAAUGUGGUUAGCAAGAAGAGCAUAUAGAAAACGACUGCAGUACUUCAAAGAUCAUAAUGAAGAAAUUGUGAAAAUUCAAGCCUUUAUUAAAGCAAACAAAGCUAGGGAAGAUUAUAGAACAUUGACUGGUUCUGAAAAUCCACCUUUGAAUGUCCUCCGCAAAUUUGCUUAUCUCAUGGAUCAGAGUGAUUUAGACUUUCAAGAAGAACUGGAAGUCACACGGUUGAGGGAAGAGGUGGUCACAAAUAUCAGAUCUAGUCAACAGCUGGAGAAGGAUCUAAACCUGAUGGAUAUCAAAAUCGGGCUGUUGGUGAAAAACAGAAUUACUCUGCAGGAUGUCGUGUCACACAGCAAGAAGCUGGACAAAAAGAACAAAAAUCGAGCAGAAGAGAUGGUGACUGGGGAGAAGCAGGGCAUCAAAGGAUUGAGCAAAGAGAGGAGGAAGAAGUUGGAAGCCUAUCAGCACUUGUUUUACCUUCUCCAAACCAACCCAACUUACCUGGCAAAGCUGAUUUUCCAGAUGCCCCAGAAUAAAUCCACCAAGUUUAUGGACACAGUUAUCUUCACACUGUACAACUAUGCAUCUAACCAGCGAGAAGAAUACUUGCUACUGAAGCUCUUCAAAACUGCUCUAGAAGAAGAAAUAAAUUCCAAAGUAGACCAGAUUCAAGAUAUUGUCACUGGAAAUCCUACAGUCAUCAAGAUGGUUGUAAGCUUUAAUCGGAGUACCAGAGGACAGAACACUCUGCGACAUCUUUUGGCACCAGUGGUGAAAGAUAUAAUGGAUGACAAAUCCUUAGCUAUCAACACAAGUCCUGUGGAAGUUUACAAGGCAUGGGUAAACCAAUUAGAAAUGCAAACUGGAGAAGCCAGCAAAUUACCUUAUGAUGUAACAACAGAACAAGCAUUGAUGCAUCCUGAAGUAGUGAAUCGACUGGAGUCCUCAAUUCAGAGCCUCAUAGCAGUAACUGAUAAAGUUCUCGCUUCCAUAUUUUCUUCUCUGAACUUAAUGCCUUAUGGAAUGAGAUAUAUAGCCAAAGUUCUGAAGAACUCGCUGCAUGAGAAAUUCCCAGAUGCAACAGAAGAUGAGCUAUUAAAGAUUAUUGGGAAUCUCCUUUACUACCGGUACAUGAACCCAGCCAUUGUUGCCCCUGAUGGUUUUGACAUCAUUGACAUGACAGCUGGAGGCCAGAUCCACCCUGAUCAGAGGAGAAAUUUAGGUUGUGUGGCCAAAGUUCUACAGCAUGCAGCCUCAAACAAUCUCUUUGAAGGAGAAAACGCACAUCUUUCAUCCAUGAACAGUUACCUCUCUGAGACAUAUGAGAAAUUCAGGAAUUUUUUUCAGACAGCAUGUAUUGUUCCUGAACCUGAAGAAAAAUUCAACAUUGAUGAAUACUCUGACAUGGUGACACUCAGCAAGCCAGUUAUAUAUAUCUCUAUUGAAGAGAUUAUCAACACUCAUUCAUUAUUGCUGGAGCACCAGGAUGCCAUUGCUCCUGAUCCAAAAGAUGUCUUAAACGAACUUCUGACUGGGCUGGGGGAAGUUCCUGAUGUGGAGACUUUCCUUGGCGAAGGAGCUGUUGAUCCCAAUGACUCUAACAAAGAGAAUACAUUAAGUCAGCUUAUAAAGACAGAAAUUUCUCUUUCACUGACAAGGAAAUUUGACUUACGGGAAGGUGAAGAACAGGACAUCAAAGGCCUGAUGAUGAAGACCAAAAGACUUAUUGUUGAUGUGAUACGAGCUCAGCCAGGAGAGACACUUGCAAAAAUCUUGGAAACGCCUGCAACUGUACAUCAGGAAGCUGAACACGAAAAAAUAGUGGAAAAACGUGUAAUCUUGGAUUCUAAAACACCAGAGAAAAUGAAACACAGUAGAUCUAUUCUCGAAGAAGGGCAGCUACCAUUAGAACAAAAGAAAAGGAAAAUCCAGAGGAACCUUAGGACACUGGAACAGGCUGGACUGGUUUCAUCUGAAAAUAAAUACCAGGAAAUCAUCAAUGAAAUUGCAAAGGAUAUUAGAAAUCAAAGAAGAUACAGACAACAUCGAAAAGCAGAGUUGGUAAAACUCCAACAGACGUUGAAUGCACUCAAUUCCAAGAAAGCUUUCUAUGAAGAUCAAGUAAAUUAUUACAACACCUACAUUAAAACCUGUUUAGAUAAUUUAACAAGGAAAAAUUCACGGCGGUCAAUCAAAUUAAGUGGAAAGGCGGAAGAGAAGGGAAACAAACUUAAGAACAUUUCACUGAAAUAUACAGCAGCAAGGCUGCAUGAAAAGGGGGUUAUACUAGGAAUUGAUGAAGUCCAGCCGAAUCAAUUUAAGAAUGUCACUUUCGAUAUUACGCCUGGUGAAGAAGUAGGUGAUUUUGAUAUCAAAGCAAAGUUCUUGGGAGUGGACAUGGAUAAGGUACAGCUCCAUUUUCAGGAUUUGCUUCAAAUGCAGUACGAAGGUGUCUCUGUAAUGAAAAUGUUUGAUAGAGCUAAAGUGAAUGUAAACCUUCUCAUAUUCCUCCUGAACAAAAAAUUCUAUGGAAAAUAAAGCCGGAUGGGAACUUGGACUCAUCUUCAAAUCAAAUCAAGGAUCCCAGUUUGGGGUCUCUGCUUUUUAACCAUUCAAAGCUAUUAUACAGCAGAUGUUUUCUUCAAGGAAGUCCAGAGGAAUGUACUUAUGUGCCUUUUUAGUCCUUUGAUAAUACAGUAGGAAAAUAAGAACAUUCAAAUCAACCUAAAUAAUUCCUGAUUUCUCACUGGUGUUGGUACUGUAUUUAAAAGAAUCUGAUUUAGUGGCAUCCAAACAUUGCAUGUCUGAUUUUUUAAAAAAAGUAUGCAAGACACUUAUUUGAACAGAAUAUUUAGAAAUCAUUUUCCACUAAAAUAUAUCCCAAAUAUAGCUUUCCUUAGACAAUUACUCGUAGAGAAAAAUCCUGAUUGUGUCUCUAAAUAUUUUGGCAAAUAUUUCGCUUAAAUGCGGACUGCUUUUUUCCAGAAACCUGUCAAUUGUAAAGUGAAUUAUUGUGCAAUUCAAAGUUUUAUAGGUAAUUAUAAAUUUAACAUUUACUGUAUAAAAAUAUAUAUUUUGCAAUUCAUUCCUACUAAAAAUGCACUACUGCCUCAAUAAAAUCAUCUAUAUACAACCUUUUAAUUUAAGUGUAAAGGGGCAAUUUAAAUAGUGAUCAGUUUUUUGCAAUGUAUUUGACGUAUUUUGGAGAAAUAAAUUGUGUCUGUCUUUUUGUAAGAAAAGAGGGGGUAAAAUCCAUAAAUAAAAUGCAAUAAAUCAGCAUCUACUUUAUUUUAAA